GGUUCUCACUUCUGGAACUUCAGGAUGAAAUGCUUGGCUUAGCCGCCGAUCCUUAUGCCUAUCCACUCUUCAAAAGUAUGAGUAUAAACAUGAAUGUUCUCUACCGUACAGGUGAAACGCAUCAGGGGACUAUUACAUAUACUCCUCUUCUUCUCUCGAUUGACUUUCAAGGAUCCCUUGGAUCAGUGAGUUCAAAGGGAACACUUUAUAGCGAGAAUUCUAAUGCAUCAUCAGAAGUUGUUACUUGGGUGGGAAAUGUUUCUACUCAUGCAUCUGAACCUAGGAAGAGGAAUUUAUUCUUGCAAAGCUUGUAUCAGGAAGAGCAGGAUGCCCCUUUGAUGAAUGGUAUCCAUGGUGCAAAGGCUUCUCAAAAUGAAAUUUAGGAUACAGAUAUAGUCAGUUCUUUAGAUAAAGGAGUUCAAUUUUGGAAAGACUUCUCAAAAGUCCACUAUCAUCCUCAGAGUUUGUACGAAAUAAAUAGGUUGUGGAUGGAUGCUCAAGAAUUUAAUUAUGGAAGUGGACGGGAUGUCUUCAUGGAGAAUUUACGAGGAGAAGAAAUAUGUGACAGGCUUCGGUUCUUCACAGAAGAGUGUGAUCAUAUCCAGGGUUUUCAAUUCAUUGUUGAUGAUUCGGGAGGUUUCUCCCCACUAGCUGCCGAUUUUUUGGAAAGUGUUUCUGAUGAAUACAUGAACACUCCAGAGUCGCUAUAUGCUGUUAGGGGUCCUAAUUCUCAUAUGAACCUGAGUAGCAGGAAGCAGAAAGUUGUAAGAGAUCUUCAUGAUGCUGUAUCUUUCUCAAGAUUAUCAUGUUUCUGUAAACUGAUUGUGCCCGUUGGUAUACCCUUCUUGAGUAGGAGUAAAGCUUCAACUUUUCCCAACAUUAAAGAUGAGAGUCCCUACCGCUGCAGCGCUGUAUAUGCUGCAGCUCUACAUUCUACUAGUCUCCCAUUCCGCAUGGAGGCACCUGGUCCUACUGCCGAUUCAUCUGAUGUCUGUGGUGCUGUCGAUGUUAAUGGCAUUGUACAAAUGCUAGCAGGACAAUCUAGGCAGAAUAUGUUGGCCAUUCUGGAUGUUGAAAUGCCAGGCCCCAGUUUGACAGGGAGACAGAAUGAGCAAUCUUUGCUUGCAAAUCUGCAGACAUUGACUCCAGAGGAUGUGGAUGAUUGGCAGGCUGUGGAAUCAAUGAAUGUGCAUGGAGCAAUUGGGCCAGGAGGUCGUACCGCUUCAGUUUCUGAAGUUAAGAAUGCAAUACAUGGUGCCUAUGGAUGUGCAACCUCUACGCUAAUGUUCUGCCAUCUAUCAGUGGCUCAAUGCCCUCUUCCAAUUCCCUUGCCAUUCCCUUCAAUCUUUGGUAAUCUUGUUGGCCAACAUGGUGAGCUGCUUGGAAGUCCAAUCUUAGGUUCAGCACCAAGAGGAUCACUCGAUGUUCACUCCAUUCCCAUGACCACUAGAAUGCGAUCCAGCUCUGCUAUCCUUCCAUUUCUGGAGAACAGACUGGGGAGUCUACGUAAAUUUGGUAUCGAGCGAGGAUGUCCCGGAACAGAGUUGCUUAGAAGUUGGGGAUUUGGAAAGGAUGAAGUGGAAGACAUUGGUAAGACAUUGUCCAACAUGGUUAGGAUAGUCAACCCUCAUUCUGAAAUAUCAUCCGAUUUAGAUUCAGAUUAAGUUAAUC
Molecule: messenger RNA, 1671 nt
Organism: Hibiscus syriacus
Lineage: Eukaryota; Viridiplantae; Streptophyta; Magnoliopsida; Malvales; Malvaceae
Product: protein misato homolog 1-like
Cellular component (GO): cytoplasm
Source: RefSeq, a predicted model, not a curated record